AUAUGUGUUGCAAGUUGAGUAAAGCAGAAAGAGAACAGCUGAAGGGAGAAACAGAGCAGGGUGGACAGAAAACCUAUAAAACAAAAACAAGAAUUUAGAAAAAAGAAAAUUAAAAGGGGGGCGUAGAACAAGAACACAGAUUCUUACCUGUCAGCGAUACAAUGGCUGGACUAUGGCGUUGCAUACUUGCAGUGGUGAUGUUGAUGUGCGUGCACCUCUGGGAUUCUGCUGAGGCUGUAGGUGGAGCUAAGAGUCGACCCCGACCCCAAAGACGACCUCCCAAGAAGCCAAAGAUCACACCUAUUGACCUGACCCAACCCGAACAAGACAUAGACAUAGAAAGGAUGCUGGGAACAUGGUACCUGCUUAAUACUGCCUCCAAAUGCUCUUACCUGAUAAAUCACGGGACCAAGGUGGAGCCAACAGUAAUCACCAUUACUCGUACCGCUACCUCUAAUGAAACGCUGUCUGUUAGCACCAAAACAAGGCAUAAUCACCAGUGUUGGGAGAUAUUACAAGUCUAUCAUCUAACGUCAGUCCCAGGAAGACUGACACUGAAAGGAUCUCACCCUGAGCAGAAUAUUGAGAUAGUGAUUGGGGAUACAGACUACAAUUCCUAUGCCAUCAUGUACUACCAGAAACAGGGCAAGAUCACAAUGAAACUCUAUGGGAAGUCUGUGGACAAUCUGCCAGAGCCGCUGCUAACCAAGUUUGAAGAGCUUGCUGCAAAACAGAAUUUGCAGCGGGCCUACCACUUCCCCUUCCCCACCUACAGUCACUGCGGUGAUGUGGAUCGAGAUCAUGUGAUCAAUUGUGUUCCCACAUGCUGAAGAGGCGGAGCUGAGGGACAAUGGAGAGCAACGCUUUUGAAUUUACCAAAGACUGAAUUAGGGCCCUAACAUUAAAUGUCCUCAGCCACACAUUGAAUAAAAGGACAUAAGAGUCAAAUCAA
Messenger RNA from Oreochromis aureus, 952 nucleotides. RefSeq names its product complement component 8, gamma polypeptide (gene c8g). Gene Ontology annotation, biological process: complement activation. Bases 162 to 830 code for a protein of 222 amino acids. NCBI's taxonomy places the organism in Eukaryota, Metazoa, Chordata, Actinopteri, Cichliformes, Cichlidae. The transcript is spliced from 7 exons. The record is from RefSeq and is a predicted model, not a curated record. Gene Ontology annotation, cellular component: membrane attack complex.